UCCUCCAACUUCUAAUCCGCUCGAGCCAAACUCCGCGCAACCAGAAUCGCAGGGCGAAGCUGGAGGCUCAGGCUGGACUUGUUGAUCUCCGUUAGCAAGAAGCGAGAGAGAGAAAGAAGGAAAGGCGACAAGGAGGGAAGGAGACACACACACACAGGCCCGCGCUCCCUGACUGAGCGGCGGGCGCUUCCUCCCCGCUGGGCCCGGGCCCCGCGCGCGGCGUCGGCGGAGCUGAAGGUGGGGCUUGGGCAAGAAGCGCAGCCGGAUCGGCGCGAGGGCCUGCGAGACGCUUGUUGCGACAGGGAGGGGGGCGACUCUCGAGACCCACGGAGACGCCUUGACCCAGGGUGGGGGGAGCUGCUGCCUUCGCUCUCCCCAUCCAGCUACGGAAGGGGUUAUCCUGGGAUUUCGUCCCCGGUGGGGGUUUUCUUUUUCCCCUGCUCGCCCCCCCCCCACCUCUCGCCGCCGCCGCCGCCGAGGAUGCCCGCGACGCCUGCCUGCCUGCUGAGCUAGCCCAGAGCAGGAUGUAGCGAGCGAGCGAGCGAGCUGGCCGACCGAUGCCCUCGCCGCCCCCCGGAACCCCCCGGCGCCUCCUUUCUCCGGGAUCGUGGCAAGAGAAGCAUGGAGGAGAAGGAGGGCAGAUGAAGAGGUCCUGCUGAGAAGUGUGAGUGCCCUGGAAGCUUUCAUCAGCCUGUUCCAGCCUUCCUGAGACAAGCAAUGCCUGCGGGGAUGAAUAAGCAUGGAUCUCGAUCGACUACCUCUUUGCCUCCCGAUCCCAUGGAGAUUGUCAGGAGCAAGGCCUGCUCCAGAAGGGUUAAGCUUAAUGUGGGUGGCUUGGCCCAUGAGGUUUUAUGGAGAACCCUGGACAGGUUGCCACGGACAAGGUUGGGUAAGCUCAGAGACUGCAACACCCAUGAAUCCCUUAUGGAUAUAUGUGACGACUACAACUUGGAGGAGAACGAGUAUUUCUUUGAUAGGCACCCAGGGGCAUUUACUUCUAUCUUGAACUUUUACCGCACUGGCAAGCUGCACAUGAUGGAGGAAAUGUGUGCCUUGUCCUUCAGCCAAGAACUGGACUAUUGGGGGAUCGACGAGAUCUAUCUGGAGUCCUGUUGCCAGGCAAGGUACCACCAGAAGAAGGAGCAGAUGAACGAGGAGCUCAAGAGGGAAGCAGAAACAAUGCGAGACAGGGAAGGAGAGGAAUUUGAUAACACCUGCUGCGCCGAGAAGAGGAAAAAGCUCUGGGACCUUCUGGAGAAGCCCAAUUCUUCUGUAGCAGCCAAGAUUUUGGCAAUCAUUUCCAUCAUGUUCAUCGUCCUCUCUACAAUUGCCUUGUCACUCAACACUCUUCCUGAGCUCCAAGGCUCAGAUGAAUAUGGAAACGCCACCGAUAACCACCAGUUAGCCCAUGUCGAGGCUGUGUGCAUUGCAUGGUUUACAAUGGAAUACCUCUUACGGUUCCUCUCCUCUCCUAAGAAGUGGAAGUUUUUCAAAGGGCCACUGAAUGCUAUUGACUUGUUAGCCAUCUUGCCAUACUACGUCACCAUCUUCCUCACAGAGUCAAACAAAAGUGUACUUCAGUUCCAGAAUGUGCGGAGGGUCGUUCAGAUAUUCCGAAUCAUGAGGAUACUCCGAAUUCUCAAGCUAGCUCGGCACUCCACCGGUUUGCAAUCCCUGGGAUUUACGCUGAGGAGAAGCUACAAUGAGCUUGGGUUGCUCAUUCUGUUUCUGGCCAUGGGGAUUAUGAUAUUUUCGAGCUUAGUGUUCUUUGCAGAAAAAGACGAGGAGGAUACAAAAUUCAAGAGCAUCCCAGCAUCCUUCUGGUGGGCAACCAUAACUAUGACAACAGUUGGCUAUGGAGACAUCUACCCUAAAACACUCUUAGGUAAGAUCGUUGGUGGCUUGUGUUGCAUUGCUGGUGUCUUAGUCAUUGCCCUCCCUAUACCAAUCAUUGUAAAUAACUUCUCUGAGUUCUACAAAGAGCAGAAGAGGCAGGAGAAAGCCAUCAAGCGCAGAGAAGCUCUUGAAAGAGCAAAAAGAAAUGGGAGCAUUGUGUCCAUGAAUAUGAAGGAUGCUUUUGCCCGUAGUAUAGAACUGAUGGACAUAGUUGUUGAAAAAAAGGGAGAAAAUGCAGGCAAAAAGGAUAAAAUUCAGGACAAUCAUUUAUCCCCAAGCAAGUGGAAAUGGGCCAAGAGAUCUCUCUCCGAAACUAGCUCCAACAAAUCUUUAGAGACAAAGGAACAAGGGUCGCCAGAAAAGGCUCGCUCAUCUUCCAGUCCUCAGCAUCUGAAUGUUCAACAGCUGGAAGACAUGUACAGCAAAAUGGCAAAAGCUCAGUCCCAGCCCAACCUCAACAUGAAGGAGUCAGGUCAACCCAACAAGCAAAAGGAAGAAUUAGAAAUGGAAGCCAUUCCUGGCCCUAUGGUCCCCUUGCUCACCACUCGGGCUGAUGGAAUAAUUGACAUGAGGAGCAUGUCAAGUAUUGACAGUUAUAUAAGCUGUGCUACAGAAUUUCCUGACUCCGGGAGAUACUCCCAUAGCCCACUAACUACGCUGCCUAACAAAGGUGGGAUAAAUCCACUUCAGGAUCCAUAUAGGCCAGAGGGAAGCGGGUCCAAAUUCAAGGAGAUAAAACCAAAUCUAGAAAGCAGUCGUUGCUCUACAUUUUUCAUAGAGAGCCCCAAACGUACCAUUAAAGUCACCAAUCCUCUAAAAUUAAGAUCCCUGAAGGUUAACUUUAUGGAAGAGGAUGCCAUAGGACCAACAGCAUCAAACGUCCUGAGAAUAUACCCAGAUCCCCUCAAGAUCAAAGGAGCAACAGGAGCAGCUACAGAUAGUUCUGGCCACUCUGAUCGGUCUUUAAUGAGUCCAGAAACCUCUAUCUAUACUACUGCAAGUACUCGAACACCCACAAAAUCCCCCGAGAAGCAGGCAGCAAUAGUUUUCAACUUCCACGAUGCUGGGAUACACAAAUAUAUCGACGCCGACACUGAUGACGAAGGUCAGUUGCUGUAUGACUCAAGCCCUCCCAAAGCCCCACCAGGAAACCCUGCUCCCAAAUACAGCGUCACACAUGGUGGCUAUUUAAGGCAAAGAGAUAGUGUUUAUAGAACAGAGAAGAACCACUUAGAGACUGCUGCUUUACCCUCCUCACCCAAGCUUAUUGGGCAAAACUGCCUUUAUUCCAUGGAAAGUAUCACUGGAAGAACCCGUGGUAACCAGGGAACUAUCAAAUUAGAGAACCACAUUUCGCCCGAGGUUCACAUAUUACCGGGUGGAGGAGGACAUGGUAACACACAUGAUCAAAAGAUCUGACACGUAACCCAGAACUUUUGGUGAAAGCUGAAAAGGAAUGCCUUUACACUCAACACACGAAGAAGAGCUUCUGCAUGGCAUGAACUUUGGACUGAAACGAGCCACCUGUUUUUUAAAAGCAAGAGGAUGCCCUCAAGGUGGGCUCAGGAAUAUGUCCUCCUCUGGAUCCACUACAAAGUUGCUGCCCACAGCCAUCAGCUGAAACGAAGAUUGUGCAUCUUGGUCAUAAUUUGAUCUCCUUUCGACUUCCUUCAUUGAAGUUAGUGUGACCAAAUAGUCCAUUCACUUCCCCCCCCCCUUCUUUUUGAUGGAUCUCUUAUAUGUGGCAGUAUCAGCAUCUGACACAGCAUUACCCUUUUAAAGGAGACCAAGGUGGCCAGAGUCAAAUACUGGAAGAAAUGGUUAGGUGUGAUAAGAGUAAUCAGUGAUGCAACACUUCUUGCAUGAGGGCAACUGUUUCAAACAUCCCCAGCUAUGCCUUCUUCUCUGAGGGAUAGGAGGUCUAAAGGUAAAAGAAUGGGCUGGUUAAAUUGCGGAUUCAGUGAAUUGAGAAAUAAACUGUUUGAAUUCUCUGUGUGUGCUUAAUACUUCAAGAUUCAUUGAGACCUGAAGUUUUCCUUUUUUAAAAAAAAAAUAACAGCAGGGUGAGUUGCACCACUUGUAUCUAAAUCCAAAACACCCCUUCAAAAUUAUAUCUAAGAAUAGCACUUACUGUAUUACUGCUCAUAGUAACACCAAAACAGAGAUCAGGGAAGCAGUUUUUAAACUGAGAUUAGAAAGGCAGUUUUCACAUUUAAAAGACAAUGGGAAUGGAUGUGUGAAGGAGGCAUCGUUCUGCUCUUAGGGGUGAGAGGGUUUGGUUGGUAUUCUUAGAAGGGAGCAACCAAGAUGUAGCUGACCCUUUUGUGUGUUGGGGGAAGGCUACUGCGCAAGACCACAGCCAUAUUGUAAACGAAAGGACAGUGCAACCCCUGGAGAUUCUGACCAAAGCAUUAAGCUGGGAGUCCAUACUGGCUUUAUGAUCAUCUCCAGCACAAAAGAGGCUAAAGUUAAUAGUAUGAAAAGGCAUUAAAUGUCGGCUCCCUGAAUUAUUUGCACAUCCUUUCAUGGCUUACACCUAAUCCAUUAUCCAUGCCAGAAGAAUCUUUCUGCCACAUUUUGCACUUAAAUAGCGCAGAAUGAAAAGAUAUGCAAGUUUCAAAAACAUAAAUAUGCAAAAGUAGUAACGACAGUCCUAAGCAAUUAGCCUGAUCCUCCUCUCAUUUGGGCUGGUUGUGAAUCAUACGAGGCUCCCACUGGAGUUUCACUAAUGAGGUGUAAAUGAGAAGGGAAUCAAGUUUCAAAUAUUUUGCUUUUAAACUGGCCAUUUUAAAGAAAACCAUAAAUACCAGCUUGGAUUUAUAACGUAGGCUGGUAUAUUAAAUCUUGUAUCAUUUAGGUUUGUUGAUAUCAAAAGCACUUUAUGUUGAUUUUAUUAUUGCGUUUGACAAAGGUGGCAUAGAGAAGCAGAGAGAAUGUAUUUUUUUAAAUAAAAACAAAAAACAAACAACCUAGCACUUUAAAACAAGCACUAUCUUGAUUUGUGCCUCGUCACAUCUGUGAUUUGUUACUCACCUGGUAACAAACUGCGAUAACUGUGAUGAUAAGACUUAAUGUUGUGUCCAUUGUUGCUGUAGUAUAUGUGUCAUUGAAAGUUUGACUUCUCUUUCAGGGUACACUGUACUCUGAUGUGGACUCAAAGUCUAGUAUAAGAGGUGGGCAGUAGAAGAAGAAACUUUAGGUCACUGCCAUCCCCCAAAAAGAACACAUGUGAAAUAGACAUGACCUAAACUUCGGAGCAAGUUGGUAAAAGUAGUAUAGAGAAAUGUCAUGUUCUUGUUUUCCUCCUACAAUAAUAAUAUGGGUUUCAUUCAGUUUUUCUAGGAAGAGAUCCAAAUAUUGCAUAUGGGCUAUAUACAAUAUUUUCACUGGCCAUAUUCAAGAAAUGAGGUUUAAAAACCUGGGAAUAGUGAAGUUUUUUGGCCAGUACAUCAAAUUAAGGUUGCUUCCAGCUGGGUGCUUAUUAUGGGAUGGGUGCUCCUCAUGCAUGCAGAUUUUUUCACAGCAUCCACAUUACAUUGCUGGCAUCAAAAUGCCAGCUUGUAUUCUCUCCUGCCCCCGUAUCAUUUGGCCUUCCCCGUGGGAAACCCAAAACGUUUUUUAAAAAAACACCUGUUGUCAGUGACCUGCGUGCAAUAUCUGAAUGGCCCAUUUAUAAUACUGAGCCUCCAUUUGGAAGCACAGUAACCUUUUUAGACAUGGGUGUUUUAUCAGUGAAGUGCAUUGCCCCUACAGUGAUGCAUAAACCACCUGCAUGCCACAGGCCUCGGGGCUCAAUUUUUCUGAAAUGAAAAGCUGUAAGUAAUAUAUUGCGCCCCUGAAAAAGACAACCCCCACUAUCUGAAUAUACAUGUUUCGUCAAAUAGUUACGUUUCCGAUAUCAUAUAGCUGUUGGCUGGUCAUGACUGUCAUUCUUGUCCAUUUAAGCUAUAUUGUAUUCCUGCCUCUAAUGCACGCAGCGUGGAUGGACAAAAGCAAUAAGCGCAUUGUGGUUGUCAUUAUCGCUUUGUUAAGUUGGACCUCUGGCUGGCACAAUAUUAUAAGUAGGUAUGGAGAUGUUGCACAUUGACUGAAUUAUUCAGCAAUCCAGUACUGUUCGGAUUACUGAAUAAUUUCCCAAUAUUUCCCAAGAGGCCUUACGGUUACACUAUUGUCCUAUUCACUCACAUGCGCAUUAGGCAGAUCAAGAUAUGAAUAAGCUCAAAUGGUGUACAGUUUAGGCCAGUAAAAGUCGGAUAAGCUCCUUUCCAUGCAAGAAGUCGCACAGUCAGCAGGCAAAAAUGCACCUCUAUAUUCAAAAGUCUCUACAGAAUAGCAUAUUUGAAAAGAACACCCCCUACCCCAAAUUAGAAGUCCAUCUUUGUUCAUUCAGAACUUGUGUUAAGUGUGAGCCUCACAGUAAUUCAUACAAUGUACUUAGGAGAGUUAAGUUGUAACAAUCAAAUAAUUAUUAGGAACUAAUGAUACAGCAAAUGAGCUUUAAGCAUAUUAUUGUAGUGAUCCAUUCCUAAUUAAACUGACUGUUAAGUGAGUUCCAUUGAACUCGGGAAACUUCCUUCAUGUUUAGGACUAGGGUCUGGUAAAUAUUAUUUUAGGGAUGAAAACCAAUUGCUACGGAAAAUUCCCAUGUAUUUUAAGUGAGGGGGUGUUAAAUAGUUUCAACACUGGGAUUGACAGGGAGGCAAGACGUAGACAAGGACUGCUUAUGUGCUUAAGCAAAGGCAAGUGAAUUAGGUCAUUUGCAAGUCAAACCCCUAAAUUGUGUGUGUUAGAAGUCUGUCAUGUCCAUCAUCAGCACAAAUGUUUAAAUAAAAACAAAUUCAGGGAAAAAUUACUUUUUGAUAUAUAAAAAGUAUACAGCGGUGAUUUCCACAUUGCAUCUUUUAGAGCUGAUUCUUUCAUGUAAAAAGUUUUCAGAGGAAUUGUAUUUUUCAUAUCCGAAAGCAAAUGCGUUUGACUAUAGCCAUAUAGAGAAAGGAUUUAACAAAUCGCUAUUGGAAAUGAGAUAUUCGAGUUCCUAGAUGACAGUCACAAGAAUCGCGGCGUUUAAAAAACAAACCUGGAAUAUCAACUGGUGCAACUCUCCUUGUAACCAAAGGCCCUGUUAUUGCCUUGCGUGGACAUAGCGUGACACAAAACUAUCAUUCAUCUAGCGCAAACUUCUCAAGUAGCAUGUUACCAGGUCACUUUUGACAGCUUUGUUCAAAAGUAUCAUAAAGUAUCUAUCCUUUGAGUGUGAACCGCCAAAGUCCUAUAGAUUUCUUAUAGAAAGAGAAUAAUUAAAGAUGGGCAUACACUAUGCUCAAAAACAUUUCUUUCUUCUGUUUGUGAAAGUGUUAUUCUAGCUCACAUUUUGUGCCCCACAAAAACAAACAAACAUGGAUCUCUGGGGCAAACCAUACUGCUAUGAAUGGGUUCUACACAAAACCAUAGCAAUGGUCCUGUAUCUUCCGUUCAUUUCAGUGCAGCUUGCGCCGGAGAACCUCCAAGUGGAAUUGUGUCCUAUGGUUAAUUUAAAUUAAAUGAUGCCUGAAAAUGAAAUGCUUUGUACAAAGUAAGUAUAGAUGUAUGAGCACUGGGAAAUCUACUCUGAACGUUUGAAAAGCAUUUGGAAUGAAAGCAAAAAUCCGAAAGAACCGGGGAAGGGUCUGCACUCAUCACAAA
Molecule: messenger RNA, 7578 nt
Organism: Zootoca vivipara (common lizard)
Lineage: Eukaryota; Metazoa; Chordata; Lepidosauria; Squamata; Lacertidae
Gene: KCNB1
Product: potassium voltage-gated channel subfamily B member 1
Biological process (GO): action potential; protein homooligomerization; potassium ion transmembrane transport
Cellular component (GO): voltage-gated potassium channel complex; neuronal cell body membrane; axon
Molecular function (GO): delayed rectifier potassium channel activity; protein binding
Source: RefSeq, a predicted model, not a curated record